AUGUCAGAACUGAGGUUUGAUGGGCAGACAGUCGUCGUGAGUGGCGCCGGAGGCGGAUUGGGGAAAGCAUACGCUGUAUUCUUUGGGGCACGAGGCGCCAAUGUUGUCGUCAAUGAUCUUGGAGGGUCGUUCAAGGGGGAGGGACAGUCUUCCAAGGCAGCAGAUAUGGUCGUCAACGAGAUCCGAGCAGCUGGCGGUAAAGCUGUAGCUAAUUAUGACAGCGUCGAGAACGGCGAGAAGAUCAUUGAGACAGCGAUCAAAGAGUUUGGCAGGAUAGACAUUCUCUUGAACAAUGCCGGCAUUCUACGAGAUGUCAGCUUUAAGAAUAUGUCUGAUGACGACUGGGAUCUCAUCAUCAAGGUUCAUGUAAAGGGCGCGUACAAAUGUGCCAGAGCUGCGUGGCCACAUUUCCGGAAGCAGAAGUAUGGCCGGGUUAUCAACACAGCGUCUGCUGCAGGCCUGUUCGGAAGCUUCGGUCAAUGCAACUACUCCGCCGCCAAACUCUCUCAAGUCGGUUUCACCGAGACGCUCGCAAAGGAGGGUUAUAAGUACAACAUAAUAUGCAAUGUCAUAGCACCCAUAGCCGCCAGCAGGAUGACACAGACUGUGAUGCCACCAGAUAUCUUGGAAAACCUCAAGCCAGAUUGGGUCAUACCACUCGUUGCUGUGCUUGUGCAUCCUUCGAACAAGCACGAGACAGGAUCGAUCUUCGAGGUGGGAGGAGGACAUAUUGCAAAAUUGCGAUGGGAGCGAGCAAAAGGUGCUCUGCUGAAGACUGGCCCAAGCCUUACCCCAGGAGCAAUCCUGAGACAGUGGAAGAAUGUCAAUGAUUUCUCGGAGCCAAGCUAUCCAAGCGGCGUUGCAGAUUUCAUGAGUCUGCUCGAAGAAGCGCAAAAGCUUGGAGAAAAUGAGCCAGGCGAGCAUAUCGACUACACAGGAAAGGUCGCGGUCGUGACAGGUGGGGGAGCUGGACUUGGUCGCUCGUACUGCCUCCUUUUCGCGAAAUUAGGCGCCUCCGUGGUGGUCAACGACCUUGUCAAUCCUGGUGACGUGGUUCAAGAGAUUCAAAAGAACGGCGGAAAAGCCGUGGGUAAUAAAGCCUCUGCUGAGGACGGAGACGCUGUUAUAAAAGCUGCAAUGGAUGCAUACGGACGAAUCGACAUCCUCGUCAACAAUGCCGGGAUUCUGAGAGACAAAGCUUUUGCUAAUAUGGAAGACAAGAUGUGGGAUCAAGUUAUUGCUGUCCACCUUCGAGGGACCUACAAAACCACCAAGGCCGCAUGGCCAUAUUUCUUGAAGCAGAAAUAUGGACGAAUAGUCAAUACCACGAGCACAAGUGGUAUCUAUGGGAAUUUCGGUCAAGCUAAUUAUGCUGCAGCAAAACUUGGUAUACUUGGUCUCUCACGUGCGCUUGCACGUGAGGGUGCAAAGUACAAUAUCAAUGUCAAUACAAUUGCGCCGAACGCCGGUACGAAUAUGACAAGAAGCAUAAUGCCUGAAGAGAUGGUCCAAGCAUUUAAACCUGAACAGGUAGCACCACUUGUUGUCGCGUUGUGUUCCGAUCAGGUCCCGAAGCCUCCAACAGGAGGCCUAUUCGAAGUAGGCAGCGGCUGGCAUGCGCGGACGAGAUGGCAAAGAAGCGGCGGGCACGGCUUUCCAGUCGAUGUAAAGCUUACUCCUGAGGCCGUAGUGAAGGCGUGGUCGGAUAUUGUCAACUUCGACGACGGAAGGGCAGAUCAUCCGGAGGAUGGCCAAGACGGAUUGAAGAGCAUAAUCAACAACAUGCAAAACAGGAGUAGCGAUGUCAACAAACCAAGAGAGGCAAACACUGACACUCUGGACAAGAUCGAGAAAGCGAAAAAAUUGCACUCCGAGGGAACCAAAUAUAAGUAUGAUGACAAGGAUAUCAUCUUGUAUAACCUUGGGAUUGGCGCCAAGAGGACCGAACUUCCCUUCGUGUAUGAGAACUCGGAUUUCUUUCAGGCACUUCCUACCUUCGGUGUGGUUCCCUACUUCGGCGCUGAGAUACCUUGGAGUAUGAAUGAGGUUCUCCCCAACUUCUCACCCAUGAUGCUUCUCCACGGCGAACAAUACCUUGAGAUUCGCAAAUUCCCCAUACCAACCGCUGCGACACUGGUCAGCUAUCCCAAACUUGUCGAAGUAAUUGACAAGGGCAAGUCCGCCAUCAUGGUAUCCGGGACAACCACGAAGGACGUCGCUACUGGAGAAGAUAUUUUCUACAACGAAUCAUCCGCCGUCAUCCGAGGCAGCGGGAGCUUUGGAGGUCCCAGCAAAGGAGCAGACCGAGGUGCGUCGACCGCAGUGUAUCAGCCUCCAAAAAGGCAACCUGAUGCUGUUGUUGAGGAGGCGACGACCGAAGAGCAAGCUGCUCUCUACCGUUUAAACGGUGAUAGGAAUCCUCUGCACAUCGACCCAGAUUUCUCGAAGAUGGGCGGCUUCAAGACUCCCAUCUUGCACGGCCUGUGCUUCUUCGGUAUCAGCGGCAAGCACGUUUAUCAGUCAUACGGUCCAUUCAAGAACAUCAAGGUCAGGUUUGCAGGGACGGUGCUCCCAGGUCAGAAGCUAAGGACCGAGAUGUGGAAGGAGGGCGGGAAGGUAAUAUUUCAGACCAAGGUAGUGGAGACGGGUAAGUUGUGCAUUGCUGGAGCUGGGGCGGAACUGUUGGGAACUGGGAAAACAACGAAGCUGUGA
Molecule: messenger RNA, 2712 nt
Organism: Letharia columbiana
Lineage: Eukaryota; Fungi; Ascomycota; Lecanoromycetes; Lecanorales; Parmeliaceae
Exons: 6
Coding region: 1-2712 (903 amino acids)
Molecular function (GO): oxidoreductase activity
Source: RefSeq, a predicted model, not a curated record